Molecule: messenger RNA, 488 nt
Organism: Tinamus guttatus (white-throated tinamou)
Lineage: Eukaryota; Metazoa; Chordata; Aves; Tinamiformes; Tinamidae
Source: RefSeq, a predicted model, not a curated record
AUGGUGCCACAAACAAGCCAGGAGCAGGUGCCGGCCUCUCUGUCCAUUCACAAUGGAGACAUGGAGAAAAUACUCCUGGAUGCUCAGCACGAGUCGGGGCGAAGCAGCUCCAGGGAAAGCUCGCACUGUGACAGCCCUCCUCGUUCACAGACACCUCAAGACAGUAACAGAGCUUUGGAAAUAGAGAGUCACAGCAGUGGAGAAAAGAACAGCUUUCAGUCUGAGGAAGACUUCCUUGAGAGGCGGAGGGAAGUCGAAAGGCUCCUGAAGAAGAACGCGGAUUGGAUCUGGGACUGGUCCAGCAGGCCUGAGAACAUCCCGCCAAAGGAAUUCCUCUUUAAACAUCCCAGGCGCGCAGCCACCCUCAGCAUGAGAAACACAAGCGUAAUGAAGAAAGGGGGCAUAUUUUCAGCAGAAUUCUUGAAAGUUUUCCUUCCGUCUCUGCUACUUUCCCAUUUGCUUGCCAUUGGACUGGGGUAAGUUUACAG